AUGCCGGCCAGCAAACAUCCUGUGAAGAUCAACGUCGACCUAGGAGAAGGAUAUGGUAACUUCAAGUGUGGCCCAGAUGAGAAGCUGAUUCCGUUGAUCGAUCAUGCCAACGUGGCAUGCGGCUUCCACGCUGGCGAUCCUUUGAUCAUGCAGCAGACUGUUCGUGAAUGCAAGAAGCACAACAUCGCCGUGGGUGCACAUCCCGGUCUGCCUGACAUCCAAGGCUUCGGCAGAAGAGAGAUCAAGAUGUCACCCGAAGAGCUCACGGCAAUGACAAGAUAUCAAGUCGGCGCACUCAAAGCCUUCCUGGACGCUGAGGGAAUGCCUUUGCAUCAUGUCAAGCCACAUGGAGUACUCUAUGGCAUGAUGUAUAGAGACAAGAAAGUCUGCAGGGCAGUAUACGAGGGUGUACCAAAAGGAACCACCGUCUUUGGCCUAGCGGGAACUCUUCACGAAGAGGUCGCUACAGAGCUUGGGUUACCUUUCGUUGCGGAGCUAUACGGUGAUGUUAAGUAUAGCAAGGAUGGAACGUUGGUCAUCGACAGGAAGAAGAAACCCUGGAAGCCCGAGGAAGCUCAAGCACACAUCAAGAGCCAAGUCGAAAAUGCGACCGUGACCGCCGUUACAGGCGAAGAGGUGCAAUUACCGAUCGGCGACCACAAAGUGUCGCUCUGCUGUCAUUCAGAUUCGCCUGGGGCAGUCGAAAUCGUUACUGCAGCCCGCCAAAUCGUCGAUCAGUUCAACAAGAAGUAUUUCUCGUAGUCAUGAAGCGGCCAAGAUUUGAUUUUGCCAUCGCUGAUAGUGUCACCUCGGGUGCCAGAAAAAGCUGCACUCUAAACCAGCAAAAAGUCGAGGAACACCAACAAAGGUUGCCCUCUUUGCCACGACACCACGCAACAACGACUUGAG
Molecule: messenger RNA, 909 nt
Organism: Macroventuria anomochaeta
Lineage: Eukaryota; Fungi; Ascomycota; Dothideomycetes; Pleosporales; Didymellaceae
Product: LamB/YcsF
Exons: 3
Coding region: 1-762 (253 amino acids)
Biological process (GO): carbohydrate metabolic process
Source: RefSeq, a predicted model, not a curated record